GCUCUGCGCUGGAUAGCAGAAAAUACUGAGCGCAGGACAAAACGACCAUUUGUUGUGCAUGAGCGUGUGAAACGUCUAAAGAAGUUAACAUGGACUAGAGAGGAGAAAGAAAGCACGGCCUGCGAGGACUGCGCACGUGAUGUGGCUGGACCUUGACAAUAUCUAGUUCACCUCCUCGCCGAGAGCGAAGAGAAAAAUCAGAAACUUGUUCUUUUUCGUUUUCCUUCUGGGUUGCUAACGCUGUGGAAGUUGGCAUGCCUGGAGAAUCUUACAGACGGCACUUGAUUCAUAGGAGCUGCCCAUGAGAGAUCCCCGGGCCGUAUUUUCCCGUUUUUAUUAUUCUGAUUAAUGCAGUUGUGGAAUACUGUCACUGGGGGAGUUUGCGUGGAUUGAUUGCCAUCCCGACACUCACCUGCGUGGGGUGUUUUUUUUUGUGUGUGGUUUUGUCCACUUUGCGGACAAGGCACCAAACUGACCGGAAUGACAUUUAGUUAGCUCAACCCUACAGCAUUUGGUUUAUCAUCUACAGUAUGUACCCAGCUCUAUGUAGAAGAUAACACAUAAAGUUGUUUCCAAACAGCAGCAGUUUAAAGAGUGCAUAGUAUGUAUAUGAUCUGUGCUAGCCGGAACUUUAUUAUUCUGCUUGCGCCUUGCCGGUUUUAUAAUUCCCGUGUGCUUUGGGGUUGUGCGACGGAAUCUGGCAUGCCUUCAUAUCAGCUUGGGAGAGCUUUGGGAGUUUAUUGGAAAGGAGGCUUGUGGUAACUCUGCUGCAGUCCCGUGGGAAUCCACCGCCGUUCUUAAAAGGAUCACUUGGAGCGAUUUUGUGUCCGUGUUUAUUUUUAUUUUCGGAUCUCAAAGUUUAUUAUUCGCCGCAUCAAAUCCCCCCGGAUCCCGUUUUCGACGAUGUCUUCUAAGGACAACCCUUGUCGGAAGUUUCAAGCCAAUAUUUUUAACAAAAGUAAAUGUCAGAACUGUUUUAAACCCCGGGAAUCGCAUUUGUUGAACGACGAGGAUUUAAACCAGGCAAAGCCUAUUUAUGGAGGAUGGCUUCUUCUAGCUCCAGAGGGAACAGACUUUGACAAUCCUGUGCACAGAUCCAGGAAAUGGCAGAGGAGGUUCUUCAUUCUGUAUGAACAUGGAUUACUGCGCUACGCCCUGGAUGAGAUGCCCAGCACAUUGCCUCAGGGCACCAUCAACAUGAACCAGUGCUCGGAUGUGAUUGAUGGAGAGGCCAGGACGGGCCAGAAGAACUCCCUGUGCAUCCUGACACCUGACAAGGAGCAUUUCAUCCGCGCAGAAAACAAAGAGAUCAUAAACGGAUGGUUAGAGACCCUGAUUGUGUACCCCAGGACUAACAAGCAAAACCUUAAAAAGAAGAGAAAAGUUGAGCCUCCCACUCCACAGGGUCCACACACCACUGCUCCGCUGUCGCCGGAAAAAAUGAACGGGCAUCUCGAGCCCGGGCCGGCCAAGGUGGCGGUGACCAGCAACAGCGCCAUUCCCAGCAUCCCCUCCGUGGAGAAGGUGCCGGCCAGCAAGUCCACCCUCUGGCAGGAGGAGAGGAGGGGCGACAUGAGGGUCAUCCCCUGCAGCCGGAGUGCCUCCUGCCUCAGCCAGCUGAGCCAGGCCUGCCCCUCCCAGAGCGCCCCUUCAGCCGCGGCCAGAGAAGCAGACCGAGGCGCGGCGCCCAGCGGGCGGAAGGCACGUGUAGAAAGUGGUUACUUCUCCCUGGAGAAGCCCAAGCCGGAGAAGACCCAGCCCCCUCAGCAGCUGCCCCUGGCGGCCCCCACCAGCCCCGGCGGCCCCCACAGGUAUAGUUCCCCAGACGCGGACCCCCUGGCCACCCCCCCCUGCCGCUCUCCGGAGUGCAGCGACCCUCUCCUCUCCCCAGGUCCCCUCUACUCCAACGGCUCCUCCACCAUCAGCUCCUCCCAGAGCUCCCUGGACUCGGAGGCCAGCAGCACCACGCAGACCAGCGGGGCCAGCUGGGAGGGGCGAGGCAGGGGGGAGCCGGCGGGGCGGCCGGGCAGAGGCGGCCGGGAGUACGCCUGCCUGGCCGACGUGCCCAAAGCCAGGAGGAUCAGCCACCGCGAGGCCUUCCGCGUGGAGAAGAAGCGGCUGGAGCAGAGGUCCCGAACCCGCAGCCCCGGCCGCGAGGAGGUGGUCCGGCUGUUCGGCCAGGAGCGAAGGCGGUCCCAGGUGAUCGACAGGUUCGAGACACUGGAGGCAGAGAAUGCGGAGCGCAUGGAGACCAGCUCCUCCUCGGAACUCCUCUCAUCAGCCAGCGCCCCUCGGCAAAGCCGCAGCGAGAGGCGGCCCUGCCCCAGGAAACAGGAAUUUUCUCUGGAAGCGCCGAAGGAAAGAUCCAUUCCUGAUGUGUCCACCUCUGCCAUCUCCCCCUACCGCCGAGCUAAGUCCUUGGACAGGAGAGCGACUGAGUCCAACAUGACACCUGACUUAUUGAAUUUCAAGAAAGGAUGGAUGACCAAAUUGUAUGAAGAUGGGCUGUGGAAGAAGCACUGGUUUGUCCUAACAGAUCAGAGUCUGAGGUACUACAGGGACUCAGUUGCUGAGGAGGCGGCAGAUCUAGAUGGAGAAAUAGACCUUGCCACUUGCUUUGAUGUCACAGAAUUCGCAGUGCAGAGAAACUAUGGAUUUCAAAUUCAUACGAAAGAAGGCGCCUUCACGCUGUCCGCCAUGACCUCCGGGAUUCGGCGCAAUUGGAUCCAGGCCAUCAUGAAGAACGUGCGUCCCACGACAGCUCCUGACGUCACCAGGAAAAACUUCUCUUUGAAACUGUCCGUUCUCAAAUCCAGCUCGCUGCCCGAGGAGAAAGCCAAGGCUGCGGCCGAGAUCCAGCAGGGCCCGGCCGGGCCCGAGGCGGACGGGGGCGGCGCGGAGCAGCGCCGAAGCCGGGUCCGGGAGCGCCGGCGAGAGGGGCGCUCCAAGACCUUCGACUGGGCCGAAUUCCGCCCCGCGCAGGACAAGGUGGACGAGCCAGCGGACACCACCACCUCCCCCUCCAGCGCCACAGCCACUACCUCCCCUUCCUCCCCCUCCCGCUCCCCCUCCUCCGCGUCCUCUCCCAGCUCCUCCUCCGGCGCGGCCCUCCGGGACCCGGGCGAGGCGGCCGAGCUGGAGAGGGAGCGGGCGCGCCGGCGGGAGGAGAGGAGGCGGCGGUUCGAGCCGGCGGACGGGGGGCUGGAAGAGGGCAGUCGCAUGGAGGUGGACCAGUCGCCCGCCUCGCCGCCCACCCCCCCGGGCCCCGACGCCAAGCCCCCCAACGUCCAGGUAGAGAUCGAGCAGCGCUGGCACCAGGUGGAGACCACCCCGCUGCGGGAGGAGAAGCAGGUGCCCAUCGCCACCCUGCACACCUGCGAACCCGGGGCCGACCGCCUGCCCCCUCAGGAGCUCGCGGCUCUGCUGGAUAAAGAGCUGGAGCAGACGCAGAAGGUGCUGGCCAAGCUGCAGGACCAGAACAGCCUGCUCCAGGAACAGCUCAAGGAGGCCCGGGGAAGAGAGCAGAGUGCGCGGGAGGGCUAUGUGCUGCAGAAUGACUCUUCAACCUCACCGACAGGAGCCUGGCAAAGGCUCCAUAAGCUCAACCAAGACCUUCAAAACGAGCUGGAGGCUCAACGGCAGCGUCAUGACCUCACAAGCCAGCAGGUCCAAGCUUUGAAGCGCAGCUACAGUGAGGCCAAGGACGUCAUCAGACACCAUGAGUCGGAAAUCCAGAUCCUGCAGACCAAACUCAAUAACGCCAUGGCAGAGAUUCUAAUCAGUGAGCAAACUGUAGCCAAGAUGAGGAGCGAGCUGAAAAUGGAACAGGAGAAGUUUAAAGAGCGCAUGGAGGAGUGGGAGCACAACGAGCAGACUCUUCAGACUCAGCUGAAAGACAGUGAGGACAGGCUGAAGGAUGUGGAGGCUCUUCUUUUGGAAAAGACCCAAGCUUUGCGAGACCUGGAGAGACAGCAGGCCUUGCAGAAGGACUAUCUUAAGGAGGUGCAGAGGCUGCAAGAUAGGCUGAAAGACGUCACCAGUCAGCUGACAGCUACAGAACAGGCCCAGGCCUUGAAGGAGGAGAGGCUUUCGAGAAACUGCGAGAUUCUGAAGGAAAGCCUGGAGAAGGAGAAGCAGUCUCUGUCUCGGAGCUUGGCAGAAGCAGAGGGGAAGGCACGGGAGCUGGAGGACAGACUUCAGGAGGCAGAACUGCAAGUUGAAGACCUGCUGAAGGAGAAACGGACCACUGGUCUAGAGAGCAGCGAGGUGGUCCACCAGCUUGAAGAGCAGUUGGCUUUCAAGACGGCCACCAUCCAUAAGCUCACUGAAAAUAUCCAUGAGCUGGAAGAGGAGAAAGAUCAGCUGACCUGCAGGUGCCAGGAACUGAUCAACCAGAUAACGGAAGCCGACAAUGAAGUGGCCAAGCUGCAAUCUCGGCUAAAAACGGAGGAGACUGACUACUACAACCUGGAGCAUUCCUUUGAGAAGGUGUCAGAGGAAUUCCAGAAGAUCAACAGAGUUCUCAGAGAAAAGGAAGAGGAAAUCAGGGAAGCAAAGGAGAUGUAUGAGAAGCUGGUAGAGAAGAAAGAGCAGGACCUCAAUGAAGCCCUGGUAAAAAUGGCUGCUCUGGGGAGCAGCUUGGAAGAAACGGAAUUCAGACUAAGAGCAAAAGAAGAACUGCUCUCAAAAAUGGGUCACGUCCAGGUAGAGGCAAGCGGCACUGAGAGAGAUUUGCAAGCUAAGUUAGAAAUGGCAGAGGAUCGCAUAACAGAGCUUGAACAACACCUCAGUGAUCUGCAGCUGGGCUAUGCCGACCUUCAAAUGGAGAACAGCAAGCUUCAAGAAGACUGUGAUGUCCUUGAAAGCAUGCAGAAAAAAGAGGAUUCGUCUUCACCUGUAGGUGAAACUGCACUAAUUGCUGAUGUUAGACCGAAAGUUAAAGCAAACACUGACUUUGGCGUUUCACUUGCUAAAAGACAGAGGAUACGAUUUUCAAGUAUACACUGCCAAAAGUAUGUCCAUCCAGAUGGCACAGAGAAAAUGUGGAUGAGUAGCACAUCCUCUGACACCAGCCAGGAUCGAUCCCUUUCAGAGGAGAGUGGAUCCUCUGAUCCACCCUACCAGUGUACUAUCUCUUCCACAAGUGGUGAUCCAGAUAAGUUUAUUUCAAUUAUCCACUCGCUAGAAACCAAACUCUAUGUGACAGAAGAGAAACUCAAAGACAUCACGUUGAAGUUGGAAGCGCAACAGAGUAGACAACUCGAGUCCAUGAUGGAACACCAUAGCCAAUGGUCGAAAACCGAGACAGAGCUCAAAGAACAGCUGACGGAAAGCCUGUCCAAAGUAGACAAGCUAACAGCUCAGCUCCAGGAGGAAAUGAACAAGAGAUGCACAUUUGCUCAACAAACCAGAUGCUGUAUCAAAGCAGUGAAUGCUAAAUAUGAAAAGGCCUUAGCUUGUGUAGAAUUAAGCAGGGAAAAAGUCCAGUCCAUCCUUAAGAGCCACAAAGAUGAUAGCACAGAUAAACAGCUACACACAUUGUCAGAAAUUGAGACAGAGCUGGUCAAUGCCACUAUUUAUAUUCAGCAGGGAGGAAGUGGUUUAGAAGAACAACAGCUGCAAUACCAGGAAAGUCUAAACAAGGAGGUAACAGUACAUGAGCUAUCGGAUGAGGACAAGAUCAAACUGUUUGCCAAAACAUUAGCGUUUGAGGCACUGGUUUUAAACAAGAUGGCAUUCUCUAUACAAAAUCCAAAUUUAGACCUUUUGCAGGGACUUAGCACAGUAUGUCAGGAAGCUGAGAAAUUGAAAAGGAGUGACGAGUCAUAUGUUGCAAUUGCCUAUGCAGAUGUCUUAACCCAAAAGCUAAUGUUGGAGAGUGAGUUUUGGGACGAAGUGGAGAAGCUCAAGAUGCAGUUUAAGGAGAAGGAAGAGGUUAGUCAAGGUGUUCAGUCAUCAGGGGACGACCGUGCAGGGAAAACUGAUAGCGUAGUAAUGAGCAAUGCCUGCAUUAAAGCGGAGCUUGCUUUUGCAGUGCAAAAUCUGAAGCAAUUUUAUGAGCGGAAACUUCAAAAGGUUAAGGAGGAUCUCCUUGAAGCUCACAGGAAUCUUGAACAUAGAGAUCAUACAUUGAAAGCAAUCGUAAAAGCUUACAAGAUGCCAGAGUUUGACCGGGUCAUUCGGGAGGUUAGUGAUGAGUUUAGUGGUGAACAAGGGAGAACUUUGGCUGACAUCAGCCCCCCUGAGCUUGCUCCUUACUUAGAGCAAAUUAAGAUGGAGGAGGCCCACAACUUGGCCGAACAGAUUGUCGACAAGCACCUUCAGAGAGGUUUGCCGUCCUGUAGCAUAGAUGCAAUAGAACCCCCGCUUGUGGGGCGAGAUAAGCUAGCUGAUGAACUGAAAAGGCAGGCAGGCAUUCUUCAGCAUUUGUCUCAAGAGAUGGAGACUACCUGCAACACAGACAAAGGCUUUGGCCACCACAGGUUAAUGGACAUUUCCUGUGUGCCUCCUUCUCACAGACAUAUCAGCGACAGCAGUUCCCUUUUCAUGCGAGAAGCCAUGGUUCAGGCUCAGAUAGCUUAUGUGGCCUGCAAGCUAAGAGCAGACCAUGAAAGAGACUUAAAGGAAUGUAGGGAGGCCUGCAAAAGCAUGGAUGUCUUGUGUCAAGAGCAUGCGAAAAACGUGAACGCCAUCCGCGAGCGGUACGAAAGCUCCCUGCAAGACGAGCGGCGGAGCUUUGCUCAGACCGUUUCCAACCUCGAGGAGGAGAACGAAGCCCUGAAAGGAGAGGUCUCCCAACACAUGGCAGAGCUCUCUCUGCAGCAGGAACGCCUCGUGCAGAUGGAGGAACGUUUCCGACAGGAAAUGGAAGAGCUGAAGGACAGGUAUGAGCAAGAGCUGCACCGCGCGGAGGAGAAACGGAAGACGGCGGAGGCGGCGGUGAAGGACAGCACGGCCGAAAGCCAGAGGAAGCUGGAAGUCGUGUUGCUAGAUAUCGAGAACAUGGAGGACAGGCACGAGGCGCACAUCCAAAAGCUGGAGGACAACUUUCAUAGCAAAAUACAGGAACUGCAACGAAUCCACGAGGAAGAGAUGCAGCACUUGCACAGCCACUACACUCAGACCAUCAAAGCCAUGCAGGAGACGGUGGAGAAGCUGAAGUCCAAGCAUCCAGAGGACUCGCCCGCAGAGGUCUGCUCACCUCCCAAAAACUCCUGGCCAGCAGAGGAGGUUGAUGGGACGCAAUCCCAAGAGGCAAAGACGGAGUUGGAUUCUAUGACUGUUUUGAGGGAGAGGAUCCAGGAGCUGGAGACACAGAUGAAUGCAAUGAAGGACGAGCUGGAGCACAAGCACCUGGAGGGAGAUGUGUCCAGCCUGAGGGAGAAAUACCAGAAAGACUUUGAAAACUUAAAGGCGACCUGCGAGAGGGGCUUUGCGGCCAUGGAGGAGACGCACCAGAAGGUGAUAGAGGACAUCCAGAGGCAGCACCAGAGGGAGAUCUGCAAGCUGUUGGAAGAGCGGGAGAGGCUGCUGGCCGAGGAGACAGCUGCCACAAUUGCCGCUAUUGAAGCCAUGAAGAAUGCACACCGAGAAGAGCUGGAGAAGACCCAGCGCUCCCAAAUCACCGGGAUGAACUCGGACAUCGAAGAGCUCCGAAAGCAGUACAAAGAAGAGCUACAGUCCAUCCACCGGGAGCUGGAGGUGCUUUCAGAGCAGUAUUCCCAGAAGUGUCUGGAGAACGCCCACCUGGCACAGGCCCUGGAGGCCGAGAGGCAGGCCCUGCGACAGUGCCAGCGUGAGAACCAGGAGCUCAAUGCGCACAAUCAGGAGCUGAAUAACCGCCUGGCAGCGGAGAUCACCCGAUUGCGGUCCAGUAUCACCGGAGAGGAGGCUGGCUCACCUCUCACUCAUGGCAAGGACAUCUACGAGCUUGAGGUUUUACUGCGGGUCAAGGAAUCGGAAAUCCAAUAUCUAAAACAAGAAAUCCACUCACUGAAGGACGAACUCCAGUCUGCACUAAGGGACAAGAAGUACGCCACGGACAAGUACAAGGACAUCUACACGGAGCUGAGCAUCGUGCGAGCGAAGGCGGAGUGUGACAUCAUGAAGCUGAAGGAGCAGCUGAUGGCGGCCACAGAGGCGCUGGGGGAGAAGACGGCGGAGAGCACCCCUGUGUCUGGAUAUGAUAUAAUGAAAUCUAAAAGUAAUCCUGAUUUUCUCAAGAAGGAGAGGUCAAGUGUUAGCCGACAAAUUCGAGGGGUGCGGUCUAAGUCUGUAAUUGAGCAGGUCUCAUGGGACAGCUGAUGACUGCCAGGGAGUGGGUAUGCCUGUGAUCUAGAGCCUGAAGGAGGGGCUGACAGUGCAAGAGCGCCUGAAACUGUUUGAGGCAAGAGACUCGAAGAAGAUCUGACCCCACACCCGACAUGCCACAGUGGUCACACUGUACUCGACCGAGCUGGGCUGUGGGCGGCGCGGACAGAAUUCGCAAAACCCUCUAGUGAUUUAUUUCGGAUAAAUGUCUGACGUGUGAAAACCAGCAGCCGAGGGAAAGCGCUAAAAAUCCAAUUAGUCAUCUGUCAUUUUUGAGGGGCACAACCGUAAAGUCAAUUAUCUCCAAUCCCUCCUGUCGUUUCACUCUAAAUCGCCCUCGACUUAUUUUACUACUUCUUUGGAAAUGAGGAGACCUAUGCAUUGAAUAUGUGGGUUUUUUUCACCACCUUGUGUACAUUGUACUAAGAACAAUUAUAUAGUUCUGAAACUCAGCGUGCAGCCAUUAAAAGUUAAAAAUAAAGGCUUAUUGCAUUCAGAUGUUUUCUAUAAUUCUAAAAACAAAAUUAAGUAGGUAAUUAAAAGAUUUGAGAAGUUGUGGAAGUAUUUUGUGACCAUAUUUUGGGUUAUAAUGUCACAUAGUUUAACUGAUAACAAGGGUGCUGGGAAGAAUUUCAAAUAUUUAGUACAUAAGUAUGUGUAUUUUGGAAGUAGUAGCAAUAUUGCCGUGAACUAUUCAUUCUGGAUUGGGAAGAUAGGAGAGUGAAUAAUCUGUUCCCUGGUUGUCAUUUUAGCAGAGCAGAGAUAGUUGUAUCCAUGCUCUCUCACACACAUCACCAGUGUGGAAGAUGCUACCUUUCAAAUGAAGGCUUCCUUCUGCAAUACACAGAUGAUAUUUCCCACUUACCACGUGAGGAUUGCAGUUCCUUGAUUAAAAAGCAGUCCUUCAUUUUCCUCUUUUUAUUUUCUUUCAGGGAAUAUUUUGACAAUUUCAAAAAAGAUUUCCAAACAUGCCUCUCUCACCAGAACAUAUCACAGAUGCUGAGAUACAUGUCCUUUUUUGUCCUUGAAACCUAGGAAUACCAUCUUUAGGAUGUCUUUUCCCCCAUUUUUUAUUGAUUUAAUAUUUAAUAUCCACACACUUAUAUCUCUAGCAGACAAAAGAAGCCAAGUACUCACAUUACACUGACACAAGUAAUAUGUUGAAAAGUAAGGAUGUCUCAGUAUUCCCUGAAAGCAUUUUCCUAUGUUCCAGAACCUUUUGAAAACAUUUAAUUUUCUUAAAACCCAUUUUCCAACUUGUUGAAGAAUAAAACAAAUUAUCACAGUACUGUGUAGAAGGAUGGUAGUGAACAUAGUCGAAUUUUUUUAAGUGACCUACAGUAUACACCUAUGGUGAGUUCCGUUUAACUUCUACACAGAAGAAUUGAAGCAGAAUUAUUUUUGGAGUCUCAGCUGUCCAAAAAAGCUGUGUAUUAACAUAGGCGGCUUAAAAUGUCUUUAUUUUGCCUUUUUUUUAUUGCAGGGUUACAAAUACACUGUUAUGCCAAAAAUAAAGUCGAGUCAAAUUUAGGCCUGUCCCCAAGAAAUGAUUUAACAAAUUAAGAUUUGUUCAAACAUAUUAAAAGAGUAAUUUGAUCAUUAAAAGUAGGUGAAUAGAUCAAAUGAUUAACAAUUGCUACAGUAGAAUGUUUAAAAAUGAAUUUAAAAAUAAAUGUGAUAAUAUUAACGCUGAUAAAACUAAAAAGUAGUUCUACAAAAUAAUGUCUGGUGAACUAAAUUCUAAAUUAAGCUACUCACCGCGGAAGAAAUCUCUGGCAGAAAUUGUGAAACUCCAAAAGGAUGAUUUCCUUUUUGUUUUAUUCUGAUUAUACUUUCUCUGCGGUGUCGCUGGAACACAACAUUACCCAGGUGAGGUGCAAUCAGGUUGAACCAAAACGGUAUUAACGUGAUUGAAACUAGCGCGGCCGAUGUCCCUUUGUGAAGCUGUUCCCGAGUAGCACGAGCCACUGAGAUUUGUGUUCCCACACCCUCUCUUGACAGGCUGAAUGAGCCUCAACAGCGAUCCCACCAAUGGCAAGGCUGUGUUUCGGAACACUUGGUGUUGUAUAGACUGCAGCUCAGCUUACAUGAGGCUCUUGGCUUCUUGGUUAUGAGAUGUUUUGUCUCGCUUUCAAGCGGAAAAAACAACUGUAUAGUAUUCAAAGCACGCCAUGUAAAUAUUUGUUACACAGAAUUUAGUUUUUGUGAUUUUAUCCGUUUUAAAUCUAUAUCCUUGCUACUAGCACUAUAAAUAUCUAUAUAUAUUUUUAGUUUGACUGUACACACAAGUUAUUGGGAAUAAACUGAAGAGUCUCCAGCCCUCAAUGAUGCUCGAAAUCAAAAGGUCAAACUCUGUUCCCGGAUGUUCUUGCUUUGCAAUUUGCACCGCAGAACCACACAUUUCAAAAGAAAUACAAAUUCAAACAGAAAUCUCAUCCUCUUAAAAGGUAAAUCAAGUUAAUGAAUACAUUUAUAAAAGUUUAGGGCUCUGCACGCAGGAAUGAAAGGUUGCGGGUUCGAAUCUUGAGUGAGGCACAGCUGCUGCACCCCGAGCAAAUGAAUCUGUGAAAUGCCCAGUAUAACUGGGUCCACAUUUGGAUUGCAUUGGAUGUACUGUAAAUAUCAGCCCAAUAAAAUGAUAAAUUACAUGCACCUGAUUUUUAAUAAGCUGCUAAUAUCAAUAAGCUGAUUUAACUAUUUUAAAAGAAUAACCGUCUACUACCAAAAGAUAGAUUUCUUCCUAAGACCCACUGGAACACGUUUCCUUUAUAUGGCAAUGUUUGAGGCUGUGCCAGUGCAGAAAAUAAGUGUUUUGAUUCAGAGUAUGCAGAUUGAUCUUAUCCCUUCUGGUUAUUUUUUAGGCCCCUUAUCACAAGCCUUGCUGAACUACUUAACCUGCAUCCUUUGAGGUUUUAGGACUGUUUAAAAUGUCAUGAGCCAACAAACCUGUUAUGAUGUGCUCUUUACAAGCCUGCUCAAUGCAGAAUGCAGUUUUGUGUUUGGAAUUUGCCUUUAUACAAUUGAAUUUAAGACCUCCUUUGCCAUUAGUUUAGUCCGUUUAAAACCCUCCACUGUCUGCAUGUUACAGUAUAUUGAAGUACUAUAGGAUGUCGGGGAAUGGGAAUGGCUAAGAUUCAUCAGUUUACAUUUCCUGCAAGUGCACACAUGGCUGUUUUUCUGUAUUAAUUAUGGGCCGCUGGAUCAAAAUCAUGCAUAAAUUGAACCUGAAUCCCUGAGAUGAGGUUCUCUCUUUCUCUAGUUGUUGGUUAAUAAUCAUACAUUAUUCCACAAACAUGGAAGCUUGGCACUAUUGAAACAAAAACAUCAGAACCUAGAAAAACAAAACUGUUAAAACUUCGGUAUUUUGAUGCUCAGACCUAUGUAGUGCUUCACUCAUUUGAACUUUGACCUUUAGGAAACAAAGAUUCAAAUCAUGCAGUCUUUUCAUAUUAAAGGGUUAAUUACACAUUUGCGUUACUUAUUCUUAUUUCUGUACCAAUAUGUAGAUGUUUUUCGGUUAUUUGCUUAGGUUCCCAUUUGCAAGUUUUUGUUUUUUUCUGUGUUGGAUGUAAAGGCAGAAGAUUUCACUGGAAUGGGGAACUUGGUCUGCUGGAAUCAUUUGGUCAAGUCUGUUACUGCUCAAUGAUAACCUCUUAUCCAGAAGAGUGUUUAAUGUAUUAUUUUUCAUCUUGGUGUUUAAAGUGUACUGGCUCCCAAGAUACAUUUUGAGUUGAGGAAACGAUCGGAUGUUGGACGUGCCAUUCUCACUAUAAAAAUGGUUCUGUAAUAGUCUCGUCCUGCCCACUCAUUAUGUUAUUUGAUGCCAAUUGUUAAUUAUGAUUGGAACAUCAUUCAUCACAAUAUUUAUUACUGAACUGUGGCUUUUUAUUAGAUUCUUGUGGUUUUAGUUGUCAUUUUAUGUAAAUAUGAAAACCCUACUUUAUAUAAUCUAUAUAACAGUAAUAAAAUAUUUUUGCACCAUCUGAAUGUUUUUGAUUGCUUUCAGGUAAAAAGCAGAUGCCCACGUCACAUUUCUUGGGGAAGUGGGCAACUUAUUGUGCGGUAUCACAGUAUUUUGUUUCAGUUUCUUGAGCAAAUACGAUGGCUUUAGUAUUGCAACUCUAGCCUUGUAGUUUGUGUAGUUUAAAAAAGGUUGGGGAAUGAAAUAGGGAAAACAAGUCAUAGCAUUAUGCUUUAUUGUAACUAAUGUUUAUGUAAUUGUAUACUGUUUAUGUUCAGGUAAAAAGUCUAAUUUAAAAAUAAUUGGCUUAGUCAGAUUGCCUGGUGGUAAAUAACAACCACUAGGCUCAUAAGCAAAUGCAGGAAAGCAAGAUUAAUUUUGCCUUUUGGCUAUUGAAAACUGUUAGCUGCUUCAAACCUGAUGUGUUAAUAGCACUUAAACCAAGAUCUAUCCUUGCAGUAAUGACUUUACCGUUAAAAGAACAGAAAUCCAGUGAUCUGAAAAGGUGGCAAAGCCAAAUGAACAUUCCUACUCUCAUUAUAUAACUUGUAACAAAGGUCCGCCCACCUGCUACCACCUGAUCAUCUGUUAAAUUAUGGGCUUGGUGAUGCACUGGAAUCAGGAGUUUCCAGCUUACUUUCCAAUAAUUCCUGUAUUGAACUAAACUAGAACAGCUUUUCCUAUUUCGGGCCAGGUAAUUUACAUUGAACUAACUCUGCCAUAAUGUUAAUGAAUCGUGUCAAAUUAUUUUAGUUCAUGUAAUCCUUACUCUCGGAAGCAAGUUACAAAAUGGAAAAAGUAAGAAAAUGUCAACAAUUAAAAAUACAUUUAGCUCAGUGGUGUACAAGAGACACUUAAUUCCAGGAAAUAUUUGAAUUUUAUCUUGAGGACACUUCAGGUCAUCACACCUUCACAGGUUAUGAAAUACAGGAGCAUUAAGUUAAAAAAAAACAAGAUUCUUUACAUCAUCCCCUGGGUGUUUAACACAAACAUUUACAGGAUAAAGCUCAAAGUCCCCAAGUAAUAUUUUUAAAUGACAGCUCGGGGUUUAAAUUUGUUAUUAUGUUUACAUUUGAAAUGACUGUUUUAUGUCUGCGUGAAGUGCAUGAUCAAUACUUCAACUGUCUCCUGUUGUCUGGGAGAAAUUCUAUCUUUAGAUUCUGACGUUUCAAUAACUAUGUGUAGCAUGAGGUACUUUAAACUCCCCCAGCUUAUUACUCAAUUCUAGAACAUUGGAUCAGAAAAAAAAA
This is a messenger RNA of Lepisosteus oculatus (spotted gar), 13521 nucleotides long. RefSeq names its product myosin phosphatase Rho-interacting protein. NCBI's taxonomy places the organism in Eukaryota, Metazoa, Chordata, Actinopteri, Semionotiformes, Lepisosteidae. Gene Ontology annotation, molecular function: actin filament binding. The record is from RefSeq and is a predicted model, not a curated record. Gene Ontology annotation, cellular component: actin cytoskeleton.